GAAUUUCGAUGGGCUUUGAGCAGUCUCGUUUUGAGAAUUGGAAAAGACGUUGCAGUUAUUCGAUAUGUAUUAUAAGCCUCUCUUUGUUCUGAGCUUCGUCCUUUUUGCGACCGUGUGCGCUCGUUCAGUACGCGACGUCUCCACUAAUGCCGAAGCUCCCACGGUUUUAAGUUUAUUUGAACUCAUUAACGAAAAUUUCAAAAAAUUUGGAAAUACCGUUUCACAAUCAUUUAACGCUCAAGCAUUCGAAGAGACCGGACGGGAUGUAGCUAAACAAUUAGAUGAAUGGGGUGCCAAUAUCAAGAAAGAGACAGAAAGUUUAAAAGACAAUGAGGCAGUGAAAAGUUUCCGAGCAACUGUAGACAAGGUUUUGGAUGAAAUCAAACAAUCGCCUGAUGCAAAAGCCGUUAUCGAAAAAUACAACAGUGAAACUGAAGUGCUUAAGACUGAAUUCGAGAAAUUUCAAAAGACUCAGGAACCUAAGCUGAAAGAACUUGCCCAAAAGAUUUUGGAACAAACUACCACAAGUCUUCAAGAUAUUAAAAAGGUGUUUGAAAAAGAUGUAAAGCAAUAAAACAGGUUAACAUUUCGUCGUAUAAUAUAGUAAGACUGGUUUAAAA
Molecule: messenger RNA, 620 nt
Organism: Anastrepha obliqua
Lineage: Eukaryota; Metazoa; Arthropoda; Insecta; Diptera; Tephritidae
Exons: 3
Coding region: 65-574 (169 amino acids)
Source: RefSeq, a predicted model, not a curated record